CUGCAAUGAAGCACCAAUGGAGAGGAUGCAUUUGUAUUCUCUUUUUUCUGACAAAAGAGUAUUGCUGCAGAGUGUAGCUUUCUAACGCCAGCACCCGCAAAUAUUUGUUUAAUUCCAUCGGUGAAGUCAUAAAAAACUUUUCCAGACAUAGCUGAACUCAAAUACAGCAGAAAACCGUUACGCGCGCACACAAUGAAGAUACUUAUGUUAAUUAUUGUAGUUUUCUUUGUUUUAACGAAUAUAUUUUCCCAAGAAGUUUAUUUUGACGACAACUGGAAAGACUUCGACGAGAAGUUGUGGAAAUUGGAGCAAUUUAAGGAAAUCCUAAAUAGAAUGACCCGGAAAUCUGGACCACGUCAAUUCUUUGGUCUUAUGGGGAAAAGAGGAACUGCAAAAACACAAAUAACACGGAAAAGGCAAAAAUUUCAGUCUUUUGUUGGACUGAUGGGAAAAAGGAGCUCGGACGAACAAGAUUCCAUUUAAAGAACAACCCCCUCAACUAAAACUGAUGGCAUCAACAUUAUCUAGUAAUUUACUUUUUAAGCAUCAAACUUUUUUUAGGUGUGAUGUGCCUAAAGUAGUAUCUAAAGCGCAAAUAAUGUCUGAAUAAAACUUGUAUCACUACAACAUAAAUGGUUAAUGUUUAAUUAAUUUCAAAUAAAUAUCCUUCGAACAUGUAAUCAUAUUGAAAUGUAGGUCAAUCAUUUGCCACUGAUCAGGAAAAAUGACACCUUUAGAAUUUGACAAAUAAUGCUGCCCUCUAGUGCACAUUGAAAUUCAUUUUAGUAUACAGUAUGUGUGUAUGUAAUGGUGCGUAGGUAUGCACUUGUUUGUAUCACUAUCAGUCACAUGAUUUCAUUGCUUAUAAUCACAGGUUUAUUAAGUGACUUUGUACAAAUACAAAUGAAAAAUAAAAUUAAAAUGCAGAGAAUACAGAUAAUACAUGGCCAAAGCAAUGUGGUGUUGACUUUCAUUUCUUGCCAAUUCUGAUCUUGGGUUAUGUCAACUUACAGAAAUACAUUUUCCAGCUCCUUGCACACACUGACUACUGAAUGUAUUUGAAACAGUAAAUCCUCCACAGGAACAGAAGUCUCAGAAUCAUUUUCUAACAUACAAAAAAGUAUUAUGUAAAUUGGCUCGGUAUAUAAAAAUAAA
This is a messenger RNA of Hypomesus transpacificus, 1155 nucleotides long. Its product is annotated as protachykinin. The record is from RefSeq and is a predicted model, not a curated record. NCBI's taxonomy places the organism in Eukaryota, Metazoa, Chordata, Actinopteri, Osmeriformes, Osmeridae. The transcript has 5 exons. Gene Ontology annotation, biological process: tachykinin receptor signaling pathway. The coding region runs from base 193 to 483 and encodes 96 amino acids.